This is a messenger RNA of Caretta caretta (loggerhead turtle), 2559 nucleotides long. It is a transcript of the gene PIGM, whose product is annotated as phosphatidylinositol glycan anchor biosynthesis class M. Gene Ontology annotation, biological process: GPI anchor biosynthetic process. NCBI's taxonomy places the organism in Eukaryota, Metazoa, Chordata, Testudines, Cheloniidae. Gene Ontology annotation, molecular function: GPI mannosyltransferase activity; alpha-1,4-mannosyltransferase activity. The record is from RefSeq and is a predicted model, not a curated record. Gene Ontology annotation, cellular component: membrane; glycosylphosphatidylinositol-mannosyltransferase I complex.
CUCCCUCACAGCCCGGCGGGGAGGGGACCCGGUGCGGCUCCGCGGGGCUGGAACGCGCGCCCCGGGUUCUUAGGGCGCGGGGGCCCCGGCUCGGCCCUGGCCAGCCUCAGCCCGCUCCCGCUGGCAGCGCCCCUCGCCGUGGCCCCGGGGCGGCGCAGGCUCGGAUUGGCGGCCCGCAGGUAGCCGGGGAGGAAAGGCCGAGCUUAGCUUCGCAUUCGGCAGCAGCAGCCUGCGCCGAGGGUAGGUCCGGUUUCGGCCUCUGGAGUUGCCCUGUGACUGACACACACACACGCCCCCACAUGCCAGCGCACCCGACUCUUAGCGAACAAGUGGCCACGGCCCUGCUGAGGAGGGAUGUGCUGAUCGGCACGGCGGUCGUCCUCAGACUUGCUCUAGUCUUUUACGGAGUCUAUCAAGACAGGACCAUGCUGGUGAAAUAUACGGACAUCGACUACCACGUGUUCACAGAUGCCGCCAGAUUCGUAACAGAGGGGAGCUCCCCAUACCAAAGAGCGACCUACCGCUACACCCCGCUGCUGGGCUGGAUCUUAACUCCAAACAUCUACCUUACUCCUCUUUAUGGAAAGCUGCUUUUCAUUACUGGGGAUAUAACAGCUGCAUACCUCAUAUACCAAAUCUUGCUGCUCAGAGGAGUGGACUCCAGCAAAGCCUUCGGGUACUGUGCUUUCUGGCUUCUCAAUCCUCUACCAAUGGCUGUGUCCAGCAGAGGAAAUGCAGAGUCUCUUGUAGCUGUACUUGUGCUUGCCACCAUGUAUUACAUAGAAAAGGGAAACCUAGUGAAAUCUGCUAUACUAUAUGGCUUUUCAGUGCAUAUGAAAAUUUACCCAGUGACUUAUGUUCUGCCAGUAGUCCUUCAUCUGCAGAAUGAUGGAUACUGUGGAAAAGGGACAGCAGAUACUAUCCAUUUAAAAAAAUCAAAGUUUACUCUUGUCUGGCAGCUUUUUUUAAGACUGCUGAACCGUGAUGUAUUGCUUUUUGUGGCAGUUAGUGGAUUUACAUUUUCAGCCUUGAGCCUUUCAUUUUAUUACCUCUAUGGUUGGGAGUUUUUGGAACAUACCUACCUCUACCAUUUGACCAGGAGGGAUAUCCGUCAUAACUUCUCCCCCUAUUUCUACAUGCUGUAUUUGACUGCAGAGAGUGAAUGGAGUUUUGCCCUAGGGCUUGUAGCUUUCCUGCCACAGCUGCUCCUUCUUCUAGUUGUGUCCUUAGCCUAUUACAAAGACCUUGUCUUUUGUUGUUUCCUACAUACUGCUAUUUUUGUAAGUUUUAACAAAGUGUGCACAUCUCAAUAUUUUCUUUGGUACCUCUGUCUCUUGCCCCUUGUAAUGCCUGUUGUGAGAUUGUCCUGGCAGCGGGGUGUUCUGCUUCUCCUUCUGUGGUUUCUUGGACAGGCACUGUGGCUGGCACCUGCAUAUUUUCUGGAGUUUAAAGGAAAGAAUACCUUUUUACUUAUAUGGCUGGCAGGCUUGCUUUUCCUUUUUAUUAAUUGCUUCAUCCUUGUUCAGAUUAUUUCUCAUUAUCAAAAAGGAGCACAAGUAACCAAGAAACUCAAAUGUCAGUAAUAUGCACAUCGGUCUGUGUGCCAAAUCCUACAAGUAAUCCCAUUGACUUUGAUGAGAUUGCUCAAGUGAGCAGGACUUGGCCGAAUAUCAGUAAUGCAAUUGUAUGUACACAGAACUAAAACACAUUGCCUAUAAAAAGGCUUUUCCAAUGUCAUGUGAUUUUUUUUGGGUGGGAGAGUGGGAUUAAGUGUCUGGGGACUUCACCACCACCACCACCACAGCUGGGAGAUGGCCUCCCAGCCCUGGUAGACAGACAUGUGCUAGCUCGAGCAGAGCUAGUGCACUAAAAGUAACAGUGUAGACAUGACAGGUUUCAGAGUAACAGCCGUGUUAGUCUGUAUUCGCAAAAAGAAAAGGAGGACUUGUGGCACCUUAGAGACUAACCAAUUUAUUUGAGCAUGAGCUUUCGUGAGCUACAGCUCACUUCAUCAGAUGCAUACCGUGGAAACUGCAGCAGACUUUAUAUAUACACAGAGAAUAUGAAACAAUACCUCCUCCCACCCCACUGUCCUGCUGGUAAUAGCUUAUCUAAAGUGAUCAUCAGGUGGGCCAUUUACAGCACAAAUCCAGGUUUUCUCACCCUCCACCCCCCCACACAAGCCUAAGCUAGCUGCCAGAGUAUGAGUCUGCCUGAUCUGAGCUCUGACCCAGGGAGGUGGCUUACCCAGUGCUGCAACCUCCACACUAUUUUUAGCAUGCUGGUAGUUGAGUCUGGCUCCCUGGGCUAGAAGCAUGUGUCCAGCUGCAGCAUAGGCAAACCCAGUUUGGUCUCAGUUUUGAGUAAACUCAGUAUUGGUAGACCUCAUAAGGUUGCAGAGAAGGGCUGUGUUCUGAUGAUAUCUUGUCAAACUCUGUUUUUUGUUAGGUUGAUGGAGAACAAAUAUAAUUUAAAGUGAUCGUUACCAAGUGAUCUAUAUUUUGUCUGCAUUUUAUGGGUACGCAGUCCUGAAGUUUUGCACUUGAUAUUUUUUUUUUU